AUGGAGAAAAAGACCUUAAACCAAGAGGGUCUGCUGUCUCUAGAGCAGCCACUAAUAAGGGUGCCAUUAGAGCAAUUCCGACGAGCCUUCAAGACAUCCCAAAAAUAUAUUGAAAAGGAUCUCGCAGCCCUGAAUACCGCAUCUGUCGAAUUAGCCAAUCGGGCUGGAAUGGGAACUACAUUGGCUGAUGAUGCCUGCAAGAGUCUGGAUGCGAUGGCAGAGAGGUUGGGAAAGCUGAAGAGAAAGUUGGAAGAAUCCAAGAGUGAAGAACUACUCUACACGCAACGCAGCAAACUACGAUUGGAUCAUCUCAUGGAAUUGUCGAGUAUGACGGCUGCUGACUCAGAAGAGUAUGCGAGAUGGAGCAAGACGCGAUUGGAUCGUAUUCUUGUCGAGUUUAUGUUGAGGCAAGGGUAUAGUCGGACUGCUGAGACUAUGGCCAAGGAGAGUAAUAUCAAGGAUUUGGUUGAUAUCGAACUCUUUGUCCAAUCCCGUCGAGUCGUAGAAGCUUUAAUGAAUAAGAGCUGCACGGAGUGUUUGCAGUGGUGUGCUGAGAACAAGUCAAGCUUGCGAAAGAUGAAGAGCACGCUUGAAUUCAAUCUCAGACUACAAGAGUACAUUGAAUUGGUCCGUAUAAGAAAGUUGGCUGAUGCCAUCCUGUAUGCACGAAAGCAUUUGACGCCAUGGGCAGAGACCCAUUUGAAGGAAAUACAGCAAGCUAUGGGGUUGAUGGCGUUUACUCCUGAUACCACGUGUGAAAACUAUCGGGCCAUGUUUGAUAUGGACAGAUGGCACCAACUCAUCGACCAAUUCCAAACCGAUAAUUACGCACUCAACUCCUUAACGUCUCAGCCACUCCUCUACAUGACACUCCAAGCCGGAAUGGCAGCUCUCAAAAACCACGCAUGCUAUCAAGAAGCCAACAGGAAUAUGAAUUGUCCUGUCUGUGCAUCUGAUACGUUUGGUGUGCUGGCUGAACGAUUGCCAUCGUCUCAUCACUCUAAUUCGUGUAUUGUGUGUCGGAUUACUGGGAAUAUUGUGAAUGAGGAUAAUCCGCCGAUGGUGCUUCCGAAUGGUUAUGUUUAUUCUCUCAAGGGAUUGACAGAACUCGCAGCAAAGAACAAUGGGAAUAUCAAGUGUCCUCGAACUGGAUCCACGUAUCAUAUUUCUCAGCUCCGGAGAGCCUACAUUGCCUAA
Molecule: messenger RNA, 1197 nt
Organism: Synchytrium microbalum
Lineage: Eukaryota; Fungi; Chytridiomycota; Chytridiomycetes; Synchytriales; Synchytriaceae
Exons: 7
Coding region: 1-1197 (398 amino acids)
Biological process (GO): proteasome-mediated ubiquitin-dependent protein catabolic process
Cellular component (GO): nucleus; cytoplasm; GID complex
Molecular function (GO): protein binding; ubiquitin protein ligase activity
Source: RefSeq, a predicted model, not a curated record